Callorhinus ursinus (northern fur seal) is the source of this 6206-nucleotide messenger RNA. NCBI's taxonomy places the organism in Eukaryota, Metazoa, Chordata, Mammalia, Carnivora, Otariidae. The record is from RefSeq and is a predicted model, not a curated record.
GGCGGCGGCGGCUGGUGAGUGCUCUGCCGGGGCGGGAGGUCUCCCCGAGUCCGCCCUCCGUCCUGGACCCGGCGGCCGAGCGGCGCCGGUCCGAGAACCCGGGGCUCCUGAACUUGGCGCUGGAAGUUCCCCCUGCCCGGGUCCAGUUUCUGGGUGCGCGCCUCCGGCCGGUGAACAACAGCGCGUGGGCAGGCCGGCGAAUGGGAAAGUCUGGCCGGGGGGGUCUGUCACAGCUCAGCUUCCGCAGCACAUCGCCCGUGUUACUGGACACCUGUCCCCUCUGUACCCGCCCCCGGCGCCCCCAGGCUGCUCCCGCGAGCGGAGCCAUCCGAGACUGCAUGGAGAUCCUGCAGAGGAAACUUCGUCCAGGUGACUAGGGAUCAGGAUCCACGGGCUCCUGAUGACCGAUCAUUUUCCCUAAAGCAAUGGCAUGGACCAAAAUGAGAAAUUCUGUCGCUGAUUGCAAAGUGAAAAGGAAGCAGGCAACAGACUGAGGGCUGCCGAGCAAAAGAUGGACCCCUGUGAAGACCUGGAAACGUCCAGCGGUAAAUCUCUGGACUCCAGAGGGACCGAACCUCAGGAAUUUGAAGGACCACAGGCCUGCGGCUCUGAGGCCCUGGGGAGAGGAAACGAGGAGAUGUGGAGCCGGAAAUCCCACCUGCAGAGCCCACACGUGGAGAACAGCAACAGUGAACAGCAAGAUCGAAACAGAGUUUCUGAAGAACUUAUAAUGGUUGUGCAAGAAAUGAAAAAAUACUUCCCAUCGGAGAGACACAGUAAGCCAAGCACCGUGGAUGCUCUCAACUACGCCCUUCUCUGCAUACACAGCGUACAAGCAAACAGUGGGGUUUUCCAGCCUCUCAGUCAGAGUGGAGCACCUCAAGCAGCUGCGACCGCAUACAAUCUUGAGGAGCUGGCCACGGCUGCCUCGGGGUACACUUCCAAAAACACAGAUACCUUUGUGGCAGUGUUUUCAUUUCUGUCUGGAAGGUUAGUGCACAUUUCUGAACAGGCUACUUCAAUCCUGAACUGUAAGAAAGACUUCCUGGAGUCUUCGCACUUUGUGGAACUGCUUGCUCCCCAAGAUGUGAGGGUUUUCUGUGCACACACUGCCCUCGCUCAGCUUCCCCUCUGGAGCAACUGGACCCAAAGAGCAUCUCAGUACAAAUUCGCUCCGGUGAAAUCCUUUUUCUGCAGGAUCCGGGGAGGCCAAGACACAGAGCAAGAAAAGCAUUACUACCCAUUCCGUAUUAUCCCGUAUCUGAUGUAUGUACGUAGCUCCACCCAGCUGGAAUCUGAGCCCUGCUGUCUCACCCUGGUGGAGAAGAUUCACUCUGGUUAUGAAGCUCCUCGAAUCCCAGCAGAUAAAAGAAUUUUUACCACAACACACACCCCAGGCUGUGUCUUUCUUGAAAUAGAUGAAAGAGCGGUGCCUCUGCUGGGUUACCUACCUCAGGAUCUGAUGGGAACGUCUGUCUUAGCAUAUCUGCACCCAGAAGAUCGUUCUCUCAUGCUUGCCAUACACCAAAAAGUCUUGAAGUAUGCAGGCCACCCUCCCUUUGAACACUCACCCAUUCGAUUUUGUACUCAAAAUGGAGAUUACGUCAUCUUGGACUCCAGCUGGUCCAGCUUUGUGAACCCAUGGAGCCGGAAGGUAUCGUUCAUCAUUGGUCGGCAUAAAGUUCAAACGAGUCCACUGAAUGAGGAUGUUUUUGCUACCAGAAAAAGAAAGACGAACAGUAAUGACAAAGACAUAACAGAAUUACAAGAACAAAUUCACAAACUUCUCUUACAGCCGCUUCACCUGAGCGCCUCCAGCGGCUACGGAAGCCUGGGCAGCAGCGACUCGCAGGAGCCGCGCGUCAGCCUCGCGGCGUCCAGGGAGGCCGGCGGACCCCGCGCCGAGGCGGCGCGCAGGGAAGCGCUGACUUUGCAGCAGGUCUGUGCCAGUGUAAACAAAAUUAAGAAUCUAGGUCAGCAGCUGCACAUUGAGUCAGUGGCCAAGUUACCAGAUGAGCGACUGACGGGGACGCGCACGGGACGGCCUGGUGAUGAACAGAAGGCCUCAUCUGCCUUCCAGACGUUGAAAAACAAUAGCGUGCCCACGGAGUCUUGCGAAGACUGGAGAGAAGACCAGCAUAGCCCAUCCUAUCAGCAAAUAAACUGCAUUGACAGUGUUAUCAGAUACCUGGAGAGCUACAGCAUUCCAGCUUUGAAAAGAAAGUGCAUAUCCUGUACCAGUACAACCUCCUCGUCCUCAGAAGAAGCCAGCCCGAACCACAAGGCAGAUGAUGCCGCAGCCUUGCACGCAGAAGUGAUUCCAGCAGAGGAUGCUGCCCCAGCGUGUGAGCCCUGGACCCCACGCGCACACCCAGCUCCACUGACCUCAGAAGAAUUUAAACACAUAGGGCUCACGAAGGCUGUUCCGUCAGCCCACACCCAGAAGGAGGAACAGAAUUAUAUUGAUAAAUUCCGGGAAGAGAUCCUCUCAUCACCCUACAGAUCCUGUCUUCAGCAAGAGAGCAGAAACAAAGCUAAACAUUCGUGUGUUCAAGGAGACUCUGCUUCCAAGCGGGCCCGAUCAGCUGGCUGCACGAAGGAGAAGCACAGACGAAAGAAGCCACGGGGACUGUGGGACCGCAGGGUCGCUCAGAACACCUUCGGUCCCCGCUUGGGAGGAGAUGGCCAGUACAGGCAGCCCUGGGGCCCUUCCCUUGCCUCCUCUCCGCAGGCCUCCAGCCUGUCCUUCCCGGCUGCCCUGAUGGUUCCCAGCCUGGCUCCUUACCUCAUCCCGGCCCGCCCCGCCCCGGCCCUGCCCUCUGUGGGAAGAGAGCACGCAGCGUCGCUGACCACGCUUGACCUGCUGCCUAAGCCCCCUUUAUGGAACGACUUGCAGUCUUUUCCUGCUCUCCCUUCUCCUUCCUUAGAUACUGUGAUGACCAUUUUCCUGCCUGACCCCCCUGGCUGUCCCCUCUUGUCACCAUCCUUCGGUCCAUAUGCGUUCCUGGGAGCAGCGGGCUCUUCUGGAACACCGCCCCCGGUAUCCGCAGUGACUCCACACCUGGAGCCGCCGUCCUCCGUCCUCAGCCGGAGGUGGGCAGAGGGAAAAUGGGAGACGCCGUGUGGAGAGCACCUGUGCGUUAACUCAAGGAGCAGCUCACCACUGCAGCUAAACUUACUGCAAGCAGACAUGCUCAGAUCCUGUGAAUCUUCAGAUCAGAUGAGAAGGGAUAUAUGCCCGGAAGCUAAGUAUUGUGUCCCGGGCAAUAGUGGGAAGAAGAGCCAUCGUGCUACCACCAGCGAACUGUCCACGGCAUCACUAUACGAGGAGUCGCUGUCUGCAACGGGCUCUGUGGCAUCAGGAAGCAAUGACAGCAGUAUGUACUUCGCUAGUACUGAUUAUUCUUCUGAAAUCACCUCAAACGGGCAGCAGUCUCAGGAUGUACAAAAGGAAACAUUUCCCAGUUUAGCUGAAGAGUCCAUGUGGAGAAUGAUAAAACAAACUCCUGAGUGCAUUCUAAUGACAUAUCAGGUACCUGAGAGGGUGACAGAGGCUGUCCUGAGAGAGGACCUGGGGAAGCUGGCGGGCAUGCGGGGGCAGCAGCCCUGGUUCUCACGUGGGCAGAGGGAGGAGCUGGUCAAGGUGCACUCCUGGAUUCAGAGCCAGACGAUCCCUCAAGGAAUAGACAUCCAAAUGACAGUACGUCAUGCUGCCCGCUCUUGUUCUUUCUUGGAGGGCCGCAGCACUUGCGAGAGCCAAGACUCCCUCGGUGACGCCACAGAACCCCGUGGUCAAGCUCCAGCAGCGAGCAGCGGUUGAGUGGCCCUGGAGGCGUGCCCGCCAGGACCCACUGGACAACCAGACCUCUUCAUGUGUCUCUUUAAACCCCGACUCUAAGUGACCGUGAUGUUGUCACUGAAUGUUAAGAUUUUCCCUUCUUGAUUUUUUAAUAGGCAUCGUUUCUCUGGAGCAGACGUCACACAUAUAGUCCUUUAUGUCCAUGUUCCUGGAGUCUUACAGCUGUCAGUUAGGUUGUUUUCUAGUGUAGCCAUCCUCUGAGGAGAUCGGAUGGCGUCUAGAGAGGUGUGUGCACAGGUGGCACCCGAAAUCGACGGUAGUCAGAAGUAUAGCCAGAAAGAGCCCCGAACCUUGGCCUCCUUCAUUUCGUUCUGUUGUUACAGAAAUCAUUUUCCCUGUGAGAGCACUUGACAUCCCACCUGCAGGCCAUCUAGUUUUCAGAAUGGUUCCCAGAGAUGUAGUACUUUCAUCUGGUCCUUGGGCAGCUUGGCGGGUCCUUUGGCAACUCAAACAAAACGUUCUCAUUUGCCCACAACAUGAGUCGCUUCUAUAUUUACCAGUAGUAACAAAUACCACCCAUCAGUGCACCGGACAUAUCUGCUUGUUGGGGUUGGAUUUUGAGCUUUGUUCAUGUGGACGCUUUUCCUUUUAAUUUUCCACCUUCCACUGAAAUUCCCAAAGUCGUGCCUUAACAAUCUACUUACUGUGAGCUUAUUUGUCAUAGAGUUGAAGUUAGCUUUUGCAUGUGUGACAUUAAAACAGAAAGAGCUCCUCAGUCAACCAGUGGUAUUCCCCGUUCUAGUGUUUUCAGUUUUAAAAUAAUGACUGUAAAAAGUUUCAGAAGUCAUGAAAAAAUAAUUGGUGUUUAAAUGUUGUCUCACCCAAAAUUAACAGUUAACUCUUUCUUCCCAACCAAUUUACACACAAGAGGUCUGGCCAUCCUUAUCGGAGGUCUGUAAGUGCCGUGACAGGCUGCGUGGGGACAGCAGCGGUCCAUGGGGACAGCCGCGGCCCGAGGGAGCUCUGCUGUCCUCGCUGGAGUGCAGAAGCAGCCAGAGAUCAGUGCUUCCUAUGCCAGCCAUAAUUGUGUCUUCUAGGAAGUGAAUGGGUUGUUUGCUUGAUAAGUUAGCUGCCUGUUCUUUAGAGAAGUCCAUGAUUCCUGCCCAGACUCAGUAUGACCCACGCAGAUCAGAAAGAGGACUAGAAGCAAGUGAAGGAGCAGUAACCUUUUAUCUUUUAUAUAAUAGACUGAUUUUUCUUUUUUGUUGUUUGUUUUGUUUUCUGUUUUAAGAAAACACUCUUCCUCCUUUCAAGUUUUAUACUUUUUUAUAAAAGUGCAUCCUGGUAAUAAUUAGGAGACUCAACCUUUUUAUCCAUGAUUCCAUGGUGACUGCUGGGCCCUGAUUCUUAGUUCCUAUAGCUCAGGUUUCCUUUCUAAAGUAGGUUUUCCUGGAGGGCAAUUCUGUGUGUUGGAGCCAUUUUCAAAUGCUAAGCUGUUCCGUGCAGCUACUCCAGUGUUAGACUGGGGGGCUCUCAUAUGCUACUCCAUCCUGAUCGCGGAGUGAUUUCAGAGCCCUCGUUGUAUUGGUUAGGUUGUGUGGUAUUUUUGCCCUUGGUGAAAAAUCAAAUUUUAAAAAACUAACCAGCCAAGAUAUUAUCCAUCAAUGUACUCAUCAUGACCUUCUGCAGGGACAAAAAUUUUAAUUUGUAUAAAUGAGAAAUGUUGUGUGGCUGGCAGAGGUCACUCAGCUUUGUGCAGCACGUUUUAUACCUUAUAUUCUCCAAUCAUGGAAGAACCUCUUUUUCAUUCUUUCUGGAUAUUGGUUUUAUCUGAAUUUGCUGAUCUUUUUGCUUUAGUACACAUUUUAUGGAGUGCAUAUUAUGCCAGACUUGACAUGAAACUGGUGCUUGUUGUAGGCAGAUCUGUAAUACCGUUGAUAACUUUCAUAUGUUGACAAGUAGAUUAGUUGGCGUGUUUAGGGAGUGGACCGUGACGCUCGCACUGCUGGAGAAAUGAGACUCGGCAGUGAGCUCAGCUGCUGCCCCCCGAGGGGGCUGUGCCCACUUUUACAUUUGUUCAAGUUUAUUAACUUUUUGUAUUAAGAACUACAGAAACUGGUAAUAAAAAUGUGUAUUAUAGGCUUCCAUGUUUACAUAAAUGUUACCCAAAAAGCUGCAUUUUCUUGGGUAAGAGGUCAGGAUUUAUGGAAAACGGAAUGCUGUGUGAAUGGAGUUGUUUUGCAAUUAAGUAAAACUUCAUUAGAAUUCACAAGGUAAAUUUAAUCUAAAUUGAAAUUUCAUUUCAACUGAAUUUAUAAUUAAUUGUGUUAAUUUACUUGUUUUUAGUGGUUAUUAAUAUUUCAACCAGGUAUCUUUUUCAAGUAAAAACAAACUGUGUACAUGUAGA